Messenger RNA from Aspergillus mulundensis, 1671 nucleotides. Its product is annotated as FAD-dependent oxidoreductase. The record is from RefSeq and is a predicted model, not a curated record. Gene Ontology annotation, molecular function: oxidoreductase activity; 2 iron, 2 sulfur cluster binding. The coding region runs from base 1 to 1671 and encodes 556 amino acids. Gene Ontology annotation, cellular component: cytoplasm. Lineage: Eukaryota; Fungi; Ascomycota; Eurotiomycetes; Eurotiales; Aspergillaceae. The transcript has a single exon.
AUGUCACACCACCCCUCCCUAGACGCCCCAAUCCAAACCCACAAGCACUUCCUCCAAACAUCCGGCCUCACCUCCCCCGUCUGGACACACACGCACCCACCCAAUUCAUACCCGUCCUUCCCCUCAUUAAACAAAAACAUCACCUCCCCUUCCGGAAUCACCAUAAUCGGCGCCGGCAUCGCCGGAAUCCACACAGCCUACGAGCUCAUCACGCGCGGGCACCCCGUCACCCUCCUCGAAGCGCGGCAUAUCCUCUCCGGCGAGUCCGGGCGGACAAGCGGGCAUCUCUCGAGCGCAGUGGAUGACGGGUAUAUCCAUAUCGCGUCGAAACACGGGAAAGAGGGCGCGAGCCUCGCGGCGGAGAGUCACGCGUGGGCGAUUGCACGGGUUGAGAACAUAGCCCAGGAGCUUGGGAUUGAUGGGAUGGGGUGCGAUGUGCGGGGGUUGAAUGCGUAUCGGGUUCCGCAUGUACCGGCGAAUGAACGCGGGUACGGGGAGGAGAUUGCGCAGCUGAGGAAGGAAGUGCAAGCUGCGAGGGAAGCCGGCGUGGAUGCGGAGUUUGUGGAGGGGCUGAGGAUUAAGGGCUGGGAUGGAGUGGGAAUGGGAGCGACCGACGGCGUGGUCUUCCACUCACAGGCGACGUUCCAUCCGACGAGGUACCUGUCCGCCGUACUGGGCUGGCUAAAAGAACAGCCCCAAUUCGAGUGUUUCGUCAACACGCGCGUGACAGAGAUCGACGAGAAGAGCAGCCACCUCCACCUCCAUAGCCAAGGGGGCGUGAAACUCGCCACAGACCGCGGGUAUACCGUCUUCACAGGCACAGUGAUCGAAGCCACCAACAUCCCGCUGCAGAAACUCUCCAUCGUAGCCGAGAUGGCCUACUACCGAACGUACUGCAUCGCAAUGCGGAUCCCCAAGGGGUCCGUCGAAGACUGUCUAAUCUACGACACAGCCACGCCAUACAAAUACACCCGCAUAACACCCUGCGACGACGCAGACGACUACCUCGUGAUCGGCGGGUGCGACCACAAAGUAGGCCAAGAAGACAAGCGCGACCGAUUCGGGGAGCUCGAGAAAUGGACACGAGCGCGCGUUCCAUCAGCCGGUAAAACCGACUUCGCGUGGAGCGGCCAGAUCCUCGAGCCGCUGGACGCCAUGGCCUUCAUCGGGAGAAACCAGGGGAGUCAGCAUACGUACGUGGUCACCGGCGACAGCGGCAACGGGCUCACGCACGGCGUGCUGGCAGGCAAAGUGAUAGCAGACGAGAUCGAGGGGCGCGAGAAUCCCUGGGCUGUGCUGUACAACCCGCGGCGGAUGCAUAGUAUCCGGAAGAGCCUGACGGGGAUGCUGCGGCAUGAUGCCAAUGUGAAUGCGCAGUAUAAGCGCUGGGUGCGGAGUGAUGUGUCUGAUAUCGAGGAUAUAGCGCCUGGGGCGGGGGGUGUGCUGCAUGAGAGCGGGAAGGGGAAGGGCAAGGGGAAGCCGGUUGCGGUGUAUAGGGAUAGCGAAGGGGGGGUGCAUCGGCUGAGCGCGGUGUGUCCGCAUAUGAAGGGGGUUGUGUGCUGGAAUGGGACGGAGAAGAGCUGGGAUUGUCCGGUGCAUGGGAGUCGGUUUAGUGGCGAGGGCAUGUGUGUGCAGGGCCCGGCGAGGGGGGAUUUGGCGGUUAUAACUUAG